Symbiodinium necroappetens is the source of this 568-nucleotide messenger RNA. Lineage: Eukaryota; Dinophyceae; Suessiales; Symbiodiniaceae. The record is from the annotation of a GenBank genome assembly.
AUGGAGAUGCGGGUGCCUGAAGUGGGGCGACCGGAGGUCGUUGAUGUGGAUCCUUAUCCCGAAGACGAGGUGAUGCGUGAGUUUCCCGGUGAUGGGAUAUCUACCCCAGACGACGAGACGGUAUAUGAAAGGAGGAAAUCCGAGGUUUCUGAGGCAAUGCUGUCGCACAGGCAUUCGGGAAGCUGUAUGUCGUCUUCAAAGUCAGGCGGGAUCAGCCAGGCCUUCGCGCAAUCUCUGGUAGCACUGCAGGUUCAGCAAGUAAGCGAACAGGUGGCCCAGAUGCAGGCCACCAGGCCCGAGAUGAUAAGAGCAGCGCCGGUUUGGAGCGUCCUUCGAGGCCUCGCCAGGCCCCUGAGGGGUGCAGCGGGCGAUUUCUAUUGUCUGAGCCAAACGACAACUCGCCUGCACGCUUUUUGGUCUCACAGCUGGCAUGGCUCGGCGAAGCACAAGAUUGCCACCAUAUUCUUCCUUCACAAGGCCAGUGCAGCCACGAUAUUCGGGACCGCGGCAGCUGUAAUCGCCGGUGUUCUCUAUGGGCUGAAACUUCUGCCGGGCUUCGGUGUGGAGG